Molecule: messenger RNA, 2719 nt
Organism: Ascoidea rubescens DSM 1968
Lineage: Eukaryota; Fungi; Ascomycota; Saccharomycetes; Ascoideales; Ascoideaceae
Gene: GYP6
Product: GTPase-activating protein GYP6
Exons: 1
Coding region: 459-2339 (626 amino acids)
Biological process (GO): activation of GTPase activity; intracellular protein transport
Molecular function (GO): GTPase activator activity
Source: RefSeq, a predicted model, not a curated record
GCAUUAUGUUUUUUGUUCUAUUUUUGACAAUUUUGCUGGUUUUACAAUACAUUCGUUUUAUGAUUGAUAAUUUUUUACCACUCUUUGACAUUUAUAAUUGGAUUUGAAUAUUAAUUCAGUGAAUUGCAUGAAACAUUUUUGGUCUUGGUACCUGUCCUUUUAUUUUUCCUCUUCCACCACCUUUACUCUAUAUGUUCUUCUCACCUCGUCCUGUUGUGUUUUGAUCACUUAUUAGAAAGAUAGUGAUAAAUUUGCGUUUUGAAUCCGGGACACGCACCCCGACCAGACCCGACCCAAAUGUCCGCGCUUGCAGGGACAGAAAGGGACACAUUCCAAGGUUUGCCCAUGGCUUUGGUUUGUGGAUUAUAAAUAGCAUAGCGCUGAGCUGGAUGAGAUUGAUGAGCAGUUGAUGAGCAAUUGAUCAGUGUGUUUAGAACAGCUUUGGGCAGAGUGAGUAGAUGGAUGAGCUGAUGGGUGAGAUGGAUUACAUUAAACGUGCAAAGAAAACGUUGCAAAAAUACGAGGAUUUGGACGAUUUGAAAAAUUCAGUGCUAUCUGGGGAAUACAAUCCAUUGAACGAAGAGAUAUUCAGCAGAGUAUUGUUAUGGAAAGCUGUCUUGUUGUUCAACUCGUUGGAUAUAUCGAGUUGGAGCAAGAUUUUGAGAGAUUCUAGAAAUGGGUAUAAGAAUUUGAAUCAACAAUUCCAACCACCAUACCAUAAAUUGUCAGAAGAGUCAGAAUACUAUUUGAGCAACAAUAAAAACAACAAUGAAAAUGUGGCAAAUGGUAGCAAUAUUAAUAAGAUCAACAACAUCAACAAGCCUCAAAAGUUGGUUAAGAAUGAAGUUGACAAAUUUGAUAAUCCAUUAAGCUCACUUACCAAUACUAAAGACAAGAGGCAAUUUUUACAGUUUAAGAACGAUUUAAUCACGUUAGAGACGAUUAUUAUCGAUGUUGAAAGAUUAUUCCCUGGGAUUACAAUUUUCAAUGAGUUAAAGUUGAAGAAAGAAUUGGUCGAGAUAUUAUAUGUCUGGUAUAAAUUGAACGAGAAUAUUGGGUACAAACAAGGCAUGCAUGAGAUUUGCGGAUUGAUUUAUUUGGUGUUGUAUAAAGAGUCUUCUAUGUUUGUGAGAGGUGAAGGUAAUGGAGAUCAAGAUAAUGGAGACCAAGAUAAUCAAGAUCAAAAUCAAGAUGAUGAUAAGAUUAUAAGAGAAGUUUUUAACCCGGAAUACUUGGUCUUUGAUACAUUUCAAAUUUUCAUUAAUAUAAUGAUUUAUCCGCAACAAUCAUUUUAUAUUGAAAAGAAUUUUCUUAAUUGCUGUUUUAAAUUCAAUGAAGAUUUAAAAGAGAUUGAUCCUAAUCUUUACUAUAUAUUGAUUAAGAAAUUAAAGAUUGAAUCGUCUAUAUGGUUAAUUCGAUAUUUAAGGUUGAUUUUAAUUCGAGAAUUUAAAUUGAAUUACGUUGGAGUAAUUUGGGAUAAUUUAAUAUCAUUUAAUUAUGACAUUACUAAAUUGUUGCCGUAUAUUAUUAUAAUGAUGUUGAUUAAAGUAAAAAAGGAGAUUAUAUUAGAAUGCGAGGAUUUUAGUGAAGUGUUAUCGUAUUUAUUACAUUAUCCAAUUGAUAGGUUGUUUAGCGAAGAUAAAGAAACCAAAGGUAUUAUUAAAUUAAAAAGUGAAGAGAAUGGGUAUAAUCGGUAUAGAAACUCCAAUGAUAUACUUGAAUUUAAGAUUGAUAAAGAAAAAAGUGAAAAGAUGACUGAGUUGGUUAAUGAUUCGAUAUUAAUAUUUAAUUCUAAACAGGAAUAUUUCGGGGAGAUUGGAAUUGCAUUGAAUGAGAAAUAUAAUCAUAAUCUACAGAAAAAAAUCAAUUUAUAUAAUGAUAACAGUGUUUUUACAAACGAAAAUAAGAAUAGAAAUAGAAAUAGAAAUAGAAAUAGAAAUAGAAAUAGAAAUAGAAAUAGAAAUGGAAAUAAUAAGAGUGGAAACCAUGGAAACCAUGAAGAGGCAAGUAAUCAUAACAAUCAUAAUAACACAGCUCUUGAUGAUAUUAGUGAUUUCAUUGAUAAUUUGACUAAUGGAACUAACGUUAAUAAUAAUAUUUAUCAAGAAUUGAGCAAAUCGGAAAAAGUGAUUAAAAGCAAUGGUAAUUUUGGCAACAGCUAUAAAAAUCUUAAUCAAAAAAUUGGGAACUUUCGACUUAGUAAUCCCCUUUCUAAAAGCGAGAAAGGACAGAGAAAUGGAUAUGAUAUCGAUUUGGAAAGAGUUAGAAUGGAAAACAAGUUACAAAAAAGAGUCCAACAAAUGCUCAAGAAGAAAAGCAGUCAAAAGAGCAAAAAUUAGGGUACAGAGUUAUUUUAUUAUUUAAAAAGAAGCCUAUUUCAAUGUGAUUUAAAUAAUUUACAGUCAUAUACAGUCAUUUACAGUCAUUUAAAUUUUAAUUUGAUUUAAUUCCAAUUCCAAUUCCAAUUCCAUUUUCAUUUCCAGUUCCAAUUCUAAUUCCAAUUUAAUUUCAUUUCAAUUUCAUUUCAUUUAUAACUCACUUGAAUUCACUAAAUUGAUUAAAACACAUGUUGGUCUUUUCAGUUCAUUUUCAUUUGUUUAACAAUGGAUAGCAUCAAACCAUGGAGGUCGUUUUGGCACUGGCUUGUCAUUUUUCUGUGCCAGCGCGGCGGGUGGCAAAGGCACAAAAUAGCAGCGAAGUUCCCUCACAGCGGUUCGGC